AAAAUGUUCCAACGUGUAUUUGAACUAACCUGGAGACCCCAAAAAAACCAAGACCAUGGAAUCGGCGGCGAAGCGGUGCCACUACGAAGUCCUAGGGCUGAGCCGCGACUGCACCGCUGACGAAAUCCGAUCGGCGUACAAGAAGCUCGCCUUGCAACGCCACCCUGACAAGCUCGUCCAGUCCGGCUUAUCCCAUGCCGAAGCCACCGCUCAGUUCCAAGAGCUAGCCCAAGCUUACGAGGUCCUCUCCGACCCGAAAGAGCGAGCCUGGUACGACUCGCACCGGUCUCAGAUCCUCUUCUCCGAUCUCAACUCCAACUCGGUCGCUCCAAACUCGGCGAUUCCAAACCUCUUCUCCUUCUUCUCCAACACCGUCUUUUCCGGGUACUCCGACUCGGGUCGCGGGUUCUACAAGGUGUAUUCGGAUCUCUUCGACAAGAUUUACGCGAACGAGAUCAAUUUCUCGAGGAAAUUAGGGUUAGCGUUGAACAAGGAGGCGCCGUUGAUGGGGAAUUUGGAGAGUCCGUACGUGCAGGUGACUGCGUUCUAUAACUACUGGUUAGGGUUUUGUACGGUGAUGGAUUUUUGCUGGGCGGAUCAGUACGAUGCGAUGGCCGGAGUGAAUCGGAAAUCGAGGAGAGUUAUGGAGGAGGAGAACAAGAAGGUGAGGAAGAAGGCGAGGAGAGAGUAUAACGAAACGGUGCGUGGAUUGGCGGAGUUUGUGAAGAAGAGGGAUAAGAGAGUGAUUGAUAUGGCGGUGAAGAGGAAUUUGGAGAUGGAGAGGAAGAAGGAGGAGGAGAGAGAGAGGAAGAAGAGAUUGGAGAAGGAGAGGAUUGAGAAGGCUAGGGCUUACGUGGAGCCGGAGUGGACUAGGGUUGAUGAGGAAGAUUUGGAGGGAGAUGGAAAGGGAAUGGAAGAGGAGGAGGAGGAGGAGGAGGAGGAGGAAGAAGAGGAGAGGAAGAGGAAGGAGUUUUAUUGUGUGGUGUGUGGGAAGAAGUUUAAGAGUGAUAAGCAAUGGAAGAAUCACGAGCAGUCAAAAAAGCAUAAGGAGAAAGUCGCAGAGUUUCGUGAUUCUCUUGGUGAUGAAGAAGAAGGAGAUCAAGAUAUUGGGGAAGAAGAGGAGAGAGUCGUCGAUGAGGUUGGUGAGCAAAUUAGAGAUGAAUUAGAGAUUGGGGAUAAGGACGAGGAGGAUGUGGAGAAUGGAGUUGGAUUUCAUGAUGUUGAGGAUACAAAUGAGGUUGGAGGAGGUGAGGAGAGUGAUGGUGAUGGUGUAGAUGAUGAUGAUGAUGAUGAUGAAAUGGGUGUGCUUGAAGCAAUGGUGGCAGGGCGUAAGAGUAGGAAAAAUGUGGGUUCAAGGAGUGAAGUAAAGGCGGCAGCGUGGAGUGAGGUUCGUGUUGAGGAUGAGAGUGAUGGGGUCGAGUUACCUAAGAGUAGGAACAAUGUGGGUUCAAGGCGUGAAGAAAAGGCAGCCGCGUGGAGUGAGGUUCGUGUUGAGGAUGAGAGUGAUGGUGUUGAUUUUAUGGAAUACAAUAAUACAAAGAGCAAGAGAAAGAAUCGUAGGAGUAAAAAGAAUGGUGGAGAGGCUACUAGGGAUGUGACCGAUGAGAUUAAUAGACAGAGUGAGGAGGGUGAGCGUAAUGGACAUGAUCAUUCAAAAUUGGAGGAGGAAGAGUCCUCUUCUCAUUCUGUUGUGGAAAAUGAGAGUAAUGGUAAUGGUAAUGGUAAUGUUAAAGGGGGUGAUCAGUUAGCUAGAGAUAAAAAGUCUUCAAAUCAACACGUUGAUAAAAAAGGGGCUGGGAAGAAAGAUACAAAUGCCAAAUCAAAGAACUCUUCCAAAGGAAAGAAAGCCAAGGCAACAUCGAAGAAUUCUAGCAACACAUGUGAUACAUGUGGAGAGGAAUUUGAAUCAAGGACUAAACUACACAAGCAUUUGGGUGAAUCCGGCCAUGCUACAUUAAAACACAGAUGACGAAACAAUUGAUGAUAGCAUAAAUUAUCAUGCGAGUGAGAGCAGCAUUCCGCAUGUUGGUUCGCAUGAAUUGUUUAUUGUAUUCAUUCAUUUAUUCUGUUGUAACAAUGCUAAACUACACUAAAUAGUCAUGGGUAUCUGCAAUUCUGCAUGUAGCAUACCCAUUUUUUGUCCUCCUACUGUAGAGCAGGCUUCUGUUUUGAUUGAUAGUGUUUUUUAAUUCAA
This is a messenger RNA of Quercus lobata, 2194 nucleotides long. Its product is annotated as DNAJ heat shock N-terminal domain-containing protein. Bases 56 to 1969 code for a protein of 637 amino acids. NCBI's taxonomy places the organism in Eukaryota, Viridiplantae, Streptophyta, Magnoliopsida, Fagales, Fagaceae. The record is from RefSeq and is a predicted model, not a curated record. The transcript has 3 exons. Gene Ontology annotation, molecular function: zinc ion binding; nucleic acid binding.